This is a messenger RNA of Parnassius mnemosyne (clouded apollo), 642 nucleotides long. The record is from the annotation of a GenBank genome assembly. Lineage: Eukaryota; Metazoa; Arthropoda; Insecta; Lepidoptera; Papilionidae.
AUGAGUGAAAGAGACAGCGCAACUGUGUCAGAUCACGAUAUCACGUUGUCUCUUUCUGCGAGGAGAUUUGUUUCAACAACGAAACAAAACAGUUGUCACUACGCAUGUGUAGAGGAAUGUGCUCUCAAAUUUCAGCGAAAACGUGACAUCACGAAGAUAUCACGUUUUGGUUGCAAAGAUAAGGACGCAACGUUAAGCCCAGGGGAUGCAAGGUCGAACAUAGAGGAAGCAACGUUAAAUGUGGAUAACACACCAAAUAAAGAAGUUGACUUAUCAGUAUCCAAUAGCCAUUAUUUUGAUUCGACCAGCAGCAGCAGGGUGAGUUCUUCGAGUGACUCAUCAUCAUCAUCAAGCAGCUCAUCAAUUACAUCGUUUAAUGAAGAUAGCGACGAUUCAGUUAAAGAUCCAAACUAUGAAGUUGUGGAGCCUCGGCGUCUUUAUCGAAAUUCUUCAGAUUCUGACGGAGAACUUGUUAAUGUUAACACAAGAAAACAAGAUGGUAUUUUACAAGAAACUGUUAUUUGUACACCUACAGAAGGCCACGAAAUGAUUCUUAACAGCGUUUUACAAGAAUCAGAUGCACUUCCGAUACUAAAUGAACUAUCAAAUAUUGAAAAUGUCAGCCCCACUGAACAAAACUAA